CAACAGGUGUUGAUUUCUCAUAGAUCAAAUCCAAUAUUCCAAUUCCCUCGCUCUCUCCUGCGACAAACUUUCAGAAAAUGUCUCUAAUUCCAAACUUCUUAGGCGGUCGACGGAACAACAUGUUCGACAUGUGGGAUCCGUUCCAAGACUUCCCAUUCACCGGCGGUGCUCUAUCGGUUCCCGGAGAAACGGCGUCGUUUGCGAACACUCGCAUUGAUUGGAAGGAGACCCCGGAGGCCCACGUCUUCAAGGCCGAUCUUCCUGGGGUAAAGAAAGAGGAAGUAAAGGUGGAGGUUGAGGAAGGGAGGAUACUGCAUAUCAGUGGAGAUAGGAGCAUUGAAAAGGAGGAAAAGAAUGACAAGUGGCACCGAGUGGAGCGCAGCAGCGGCAAGUUCAUGCGGUGGUUCAGGUUGCCGGAGAAUGUGAAGGUGGAGGAGGUGAAGGCUGGCAUGGAGAAUGGGGUUCUUACCAUUACUGUUCCCAAGGCAGAGGUCAAGAAACCUGAUGUCAAGGCCAUAGACAUUUCCGGUUGAGAAUUAAAUGCACUUAAAUUUAUACAUGAAUGAUGAUUGAUGAGACUGGCCUUGAGCGUUGAGGAUUUUUGUUUACUGUAUGGUUUUAAUUUUGGAUUUUGGGCUAUCUCAGUGUCGAAACUAUGUAUUCCCUAAGUAAUAAAUUAAUAAUCGAGAGAAUCUUAACCUCCGUUCCAGAUCAUUGUUGGAAUGAACAAUGGGUUGGAGCUGGGCUUAUUUAAAGUUUCAAUCUGGGCUGAAUUUUGAGUCUAAA
Molecule: messenger RNA, 786 nt
Organism: Vitis riparia (riverbank grape)
Lineage: Eukaryota; Viridiplantae; Streptophyta; Magnoliopsida; Vitales; Vitaceae
Product: 18.2 kDa class I heat shock protein-like
Exons: 1
Coding region: 78-533 (151 amino acids)
Biological process (GO): response to hydrogen peroxide; protein complex oligomerization; response to heat
Source: RefSeq, a predicted model, not a curated record